UGUUACGUAGGUUUUAACGUAUACGCUAUUAAUAAAUAACACAUUAUUAACAUCAUUCACUGCGAGUUUGUUCAUGGAUCAAACAAAACAGAUCACUAUUUGCUUCUGAGAUCUGUUCCUUACACAGGAUAGAAUCAGUUGUCAUGGAUCAGAUGUACAGCCUGCAGCGGGAGGUGGGUCGAGGCAGCUAUGGUGUGGUCUAUGAGGGUCGUGUAAUGGAGACCGGCUGGUGGGGCCGGAGUGGGGACACAGUGGCCAUCAAGCGCCUGCCUUGCUGCAGCCCAGAAAGUAUUGAACUCUACUUGCAGGAGCUAUGGGCUAUGAGAGCCACAGCCAGGAGUCACCCAAACAUUAUUGGGCUUUACAACUGUAUGCUACAGACCGGCCCAAAAACUCUACAGCCUCUAAAGUCCGGCAGGCCACCUCUGGACCUUGUGGAGAGUGCACUUAAAGGGAGAGUAGUGGACAAGGACUCCAAGAGUCAAACAACUAACAUUGCUAAGUCGAGAAGGAGACACUCUACCACAGAACCAGUGCAGAGACGGUGUUUUGCUCUGUGGUUGGUAAUGGAAUAUUGUGACGGAGGAGACCUGAACCAGUACAUGCUGUCUAGGUGUCCAGAUAUCCAGAGGAAUUAUGAGGUUGUUCGGCAGCUCAGUAGUGCCAUGACUUUCCUGCAUGGACUGGGAAUCGUGCACAGAGACCUCAAACCGGCCAAUGUGCUUGUCUGCGUCACCAAUAAUGGACCUGUGGUGAAGGUUGCAGACUUUGGCUUGAGCAAGAUGGUAGAAGGUCCCACAGAUGGAGAACAGAGCAGACUGGCCCUCUCUUCUACAUGUGGCUCAGACUUUUACAUGGCACCUGAGGUGUGGGAUGGCCGCAGCUACACAGCCCAGGCAGACAUCUUUUCACUAGGUGUCCUUUUCUGGGCCGUGCUGGAGAGGCUCACGUUCCUGGAAGAUGGCUCCAGCCAGGAGCAGCUGGGAGCCUAUGUGGUGAAGGGACGAUGGCUCAUGCCACUGGGAGAAGCUAUGUGUCAAAAUCCAGCCCUGCAGCUUACCAUUCCCAUGCGGGCACGAAGGGCACCACCUUUGCCUCCACCUCCUAGUCCCGACUUGUGUGCCCUACUGCUGGACAUGAUGGCGUUCGACCCAGACGCUCGGCCCACUGCGUCACAGCUACAGGAGAGAGUCUGUCGGGCUUUAGAGCCGCCCUGACCUCCGGAUCCAUAUUUAAGCUGGACAUUGUACAGUGCAUAUUGCAUUUAUGUAAGUGUGUGUGUCUGUGUGUGUGGUCAUGAAAGAAUAACUAUAUGCUGUCAGUGAUCAGUAAUAAAAAUAAAUGCUGGAAAUGUAAAUUAGGAUACAUUGAAUACUUGGCCAUACUGUUGGUCAUGUCAUGAUCUAUAUAUUACAGUGAAAUUUAACUGUUUUUUUCUAUUUAUUAAAGAUGUACAAAAUA
Messenger RNA from Trichomycterus rosablanca, 1461 nucleotides. Its product is annotated as Serine/threonine-protein kinase pdik1l-B-like. Gene Ontology annotation, biological process: protein phosphorylation. Bases 144 to 1217 code for a protein of 357 amino acids. The record is from RefSeq and is a predicted model, not a curated record. Gene Ontology annotation, cellular component: nucleus; cytoplasm. Gene Ontology annotation, molecular function: protein kinase activity; ATP binding. The transcript is spliced from 4 exons. Lineage: Eukaryota; Metazoa; Chordata; Actinopteri; Siluriformes; Trichomycteridae.